CCGCCUCGUCACCGCCGCCCAGAAGCUCAGGCCUGCACCGAGCAGUUUAGCAUGGGUGCCGCUAGUUCCUCGGCUCUGGCUCGCCUCGGCCUCCCCGGGCAGCCGCGGUCCACCUGGCUCGGCGUCGCCGCGCUGGGACUGGCCGCGGUGGCGCUGGGGACCGUGGCCUGGCGUCGCGGGCGUCCCCGGCGGCGCCGGCAGCUGCAGCAGGUGGGGACCGUGUCGAAGGUUUGGAUCUACCCGAUCAAGUCCUGCAAGGGGGUGUCGGUGUGCGAGACCGAGUGCACCGACAUGGGACUGCGCUGCGGCAAAGUGCGCGACAGGUUCUGGAUGGUAGUUAAGGAAGAUGGACACAUGGUCACUGCCCGCCAGGAGCCUCGCCUCGUGCUGGUCUCCAUCACCUUGGAGAACAACUAUCUGACUCUCGAAGCCCCAGGCAUGGACCCGAUGGUUUUGCCUAUCAAGCUGCCGUCUUCCAACAAGAUCCACGACUGCAGGCUAUUCGGUCUCGACAUUAAAGGCAGAGAUUGUGGCAAUGAGGUGGCCCAGUGGUUCACCAACUACCUGAAGACGCAACCCUACAGGUUGGUUCAGUUUGAUACCAGCAUGAAAGGAAGGACAACAAAGAAACUGUACCCUUCUGAAAGCUACCUCCAGAAUUAUGAGGUAGCCUACCCAGACUGCAGCCCCAUCCACAUGAUUUCUGAAGCCUCCUUAGUGGAUCUCAACACCAGGCUGAAGAAGAAAGUGACGAUGGAACAUUUCAGGCCAAACAUUGUGGUGUCGGGCUGUGAGGCUUUCGAGGAGGACACUUGGGAUGAGCUCCUAAUUGGUGAUGUCGAGAUGAAAAAGGUGCUGAGCUGCCCCAGGUGCAUCUUGACGACAGUGGACCCAGACACCGGAAUCAUAGACAGGAAGGAGCCGCUGGAAACCCUGAAGAGCUACCGCCUGUGUGACCCUUCCGUGAAGAGUCUGUACCAGACAUCCCCACUGUUUGGGAUGUAUUUCUCAGUGGAAAGAAUUGGGAGCCUGAGAGUCGGUGACCCUGUGUAUCGGAUGGUGGAUUAAUGAAUCCAGUGGGGUGACAUGGGUCGCCGUGUAGUCCUGGCUGUCCUGGAGCUCACUCUGUAGACCAGGCUGGCCUCAACCUCAGAGAUCAUCCUCUGCCUCCUGAGUGCUGGGACUGAAGGCCGCUAUGUCUGACCCUGUGCAUUUUGUAAAAGUCCACAGGAGAGCUUGAGAGGUGGCCCAGUGAGAAACCGCGCCUGCCGUCAAGUCUGCUGUCCCUUAGUUCAGCUCCCUAGAUCCCCAUGGUGGAGGGGUAGAGCUGCGUCUUCCAAGCUGCCCUCUGACCUCCACAUGUAUGCCACACCCCCAUCAAUAAAUGCAAUGUAAAACAUUUAAAAAUA
Arvicola amphibius (Eurasian water vole) is the source of this 1409-nucleotide messenger RNA. Its product is annotated as mitochondrial amidoxime reducing component 2. Gene Ontology annotation, molecular function: molybdenum ion binding; pyridoxal phosphate binding; nitrate reductase activity. Gene Ontology annotation, biological process: nitrate metabolic process. Bases 52 to 1068 code for a protein of 338 amino acids. The record is from RefSeq and is a predicted model, not a curated record. Gene Ontology annotation, cellular component: mitochondrial inner membrane. The transcript has 8 exons. Lineage: Eukaryota; Metazoa; Chordata; Mammalia; Rodentia; Cricetidae.